Messenger RNA from Drosophila santomea, 1684 nucleotides. RefSeq lists its product as uncharacterized. The record is from RefSeq and is a predicted model, not a curated record. Gene Ontology annotation, cellular component: cytoplasm. Gene Ontology annotation, molecular function: sulfotransferase activity. NCBI's taxonomy places the organism in Eukaryota, Metazoa, Arthropoda, Insecta, Diptera, Drosophilidae. Gene Ontology annotation, biological process: sulfation.
GCCCCAUUCAAACUCAGUAAGCUAUCGCCAUGGAUCGGGUUCAGGUCACGCCGCGGAGCUAUCCCACCAACCUCAUCGAUAAAGACUGGGCGAACCGAAAGCUUUUGUCUAGGGCAGACUCGGAGCAGUUUCUCGGUUUGGUGCACGAUUUGAAGCUCAGAGAUGACGACGUUUGGAUCGUAACUCUGCCGAAAUGUGGAACCACUUGGAUGCAGGAGUUACUUUGGUUGCUGCUCAACAAUUGCGACUUCCAGGGCGCAUUGGCCAAGGAUCAGGAGCUACGAACUCCGUUUCUCGAGUUCAAAUACUUCAUUUUUAGAGACCUGAACCGCGCAUUCGAGCCUAUUGAGGAAAUAAAAUCCCCACGACUUAUUAAGUCGCACCUUCCGCUGGCUCUCCUGCCCUCGAAGCUUUGGGAAGGAAACCACAAAGUGAUCUAUGUGUUCCGAAGCCCUCUGGACUCCUGUGUGUCGCGGUAUUACCACGGGGUAACUUUUGGUUUUCACUACGGGAAGUCACUGCACGAGUUCUUCGAUGAGAUGUUGGCCACGGAUGACUUCGCAACGGAGUUCAUUGAACAUGCACAUGAGUUCUACCUGCUGAGAAACGAGCCUUGGGUCUUCUAUACCAGCUUUGAAAUGAUGAAGAAAGAUCUGCCAGGAGUGAUCAAUGAUGUCUCCAGGUUUCUGGAUAAACCCAUCAACGAUCAGCAAAUGGAGCAACUGCUGAAGCAUUUGUCUUUCGCUGAAAUGAAAAAAAAUCCCACAACGAAUCAUCUGUGGGAGUUGUCCCAGUCUCAACACAAAAACGCUGGGAAAGAGACGCAUUCAUUCGUGAGACGUGGGGCUGUCAAUGGCUACAAGGACGAACUGAAACCCGAGCAAAUUGAGAAGGCGAAUGCCCGCAUACAAGCGGUUCUUGCGAAGAACGGAGUGACUUUGGACGAACUCCUGCUCCUAAAUGGUCCGCAAGAUAAGCCCUGUAUUUGGUUGUGUACCCAGCACACAAACAGUGAGGCAAUCACCCAUCGAAAUGGGCCAAAAGCACACCAACACCAGUGCAGCAGUGCACUCGCUGGCUGUGUGUGUGUAGUAUGAAAGUAGUGUGUGAAAGUAGUGAAAGCUGAAAGCCGAGGGCGAACGGGGCCAAUACUUAUGCUUAUGCAAGGCAGCCGAGAGCCGACGCCACCGCCCCAAAGGGAGGCAAAAAUCGUAGAACAGGCGACAUUCAUCGCAGGACGUGCGGCACGUGAAGUGUUCACUGUACUUUGGGAGCGGAGGAUAAGUCAAGAAGUCAACAGAGGAAGCCACAGCAUGUCCGCCCCCCACUCGCUGCCCGUGACGUCACGACUGUUGCUUCUGGUGGUGACGCUGCUCUUCUGCCCUGUGCAGGCGCAUCUCUCGAAGCGAAGCUACUCGGAUCAGAGUGUCCACGGCUACAUGACCGAGCGCACCUGCUGGUGGAACGAGGUGUGCAAGGAGGAGUUCCAGAGUCUCUUCCGCUGCAAGUGCCCCCAGUUCUCCUACUGCCGCUCGCCGGGACGCUACUACAAUGCCUACUGCUCGAUGACGGACACCGGUUAUAUUUGGACCCAGCCGAACUGGGAUUGGGGGGCGUAGGAUGAAGCCGCUCCGGACUAUGCCCCCGCCACGCCCCCUCACCGCCAGCACAGCUCGCUGUGACG